Messenger RNA from Colletotrichum siamense, 969 nucleotides. RefSeq lists its product as uncharacterized. The coding region runs from base 1 to 969 and encodes 322 amino acids. The transcript has 4 exons. Lineage: Eukaryota; Fungi; Ascomycota; Sordariomycetes; Glomerellales; Glomerellaceae. The record is from RefSeq and is a predicted model, not a curated record.
AUGACCUCUUUCAAAGUCAUUAUCAUCGGCUCUGGGCUAGCCGGCAGUUUGCUUGCCAAUGGUCUCGCCAAGCACAGUAUCGACUUCGAAGUCUAUGAGCGCGCAGAGAAGCACUCGAAACGCGAAGGAUUCCAGAUUCGGCUGGGCGAGGGAGCUCUUAUCGGCAUGCGGGCAUGCUUGGAACAAGAGCAAAUCGAUUCUAUUGCCAGACGGUUUGCUCGCUCGACUGUCUCAAACCCACCCGUUGUGUACGACAAGCACUUCAACAAGUUGUUUGAGCCAGGGAAGAUGCCGGGAUAUCAGAGGUCGACCCCGAUCAACCGCGUAUCUCUUCGAGAGGCUCUCUCCGAGCCACUCCACAAGAUGGGAAAACUCCACAAUGAGAAGCGACUUACGAACUACGAGAUACACCGAGAUGGCAGUCGGCACUUUGUCAAGGCCUUCUUUGAUGAUGUGUACCUUCCAAGAGAGGUUGGAAACGCUACCGACUCAAAACAUAGCUCUGAACAGGGCAUAUCUACCAUGCUUGGAAUAGGAUGGCACCGUGAUCGAAUGCCUCAAGAGUUUGACACAUUAACAACGGAGGAGAAAUGGGAUGCAGCUGAGCUACUUAUCCGCGAUUGGUCUCCACAACAAGGUAUGGGCGGCAACCAGUCCAUGCUUGACACUGCCGACGCUCUUCCUCUCCUGACUAGGUUGGCGGAGAAGGCAAAGACGGCAAACGGUACUCGUGAGCAAGACUUCAUGGAAGCGUGUAAGUCUUACGAAGGUGCUGUCAUACCUCGCGCAUUUGAAUGGGUUAGACAAAGCGGAGGCAACAAUCCACUGGCGUCCGACACGUCGAAGUUCCAGGCCAGGGCAAUCAUGCGUCUGCUUUCCUUCAUUGGAGAAGUCUCGACGUUCUGGAACUGGAUGGUCUUCAAAAUCACUGGCGUGGACAACUCCAAACAGGCGAUUGACUUGUUAUAA